Rhodofomes roseus is the source of this 1040-nucleotide messenger RNA. RefSeq lists its product as uncharacterized. NCBI's taxonomy places the organism in Eukaryota, Fungi, Basidiomycota, Agaricomycetes, Polyporales, Fomitopsidaceae. The record is from RefSeq and is a predicted model, not a curated record. The transcript has 5 exons. Bases 1 to 984 code for a protein of 327 amino acids.
AUGCCCUCCGGAAGCCGAUGCGGAAUACAUCACUAUCACCGCGUCGACUCUCGUUCGCCUGCAUCCAUUCCCUUAUCUCUAACCUCUGGGCAAUCCGCAUCCUCAGCCAUCUUUGAGCGCAACAUCGAGCGGAUCACAUCCGCCGCCCUCUUGCCCACCGCCGACCCGCAGCGCGUCUCGCGCGGCAGGUACACCGAGCAGCUCGAGCAGUCCGUGCCGUCGGUGCUUGACAGCGCUGCGGCCAUCCUCGCUGCGCCCGAUUCCCAGUACGACGACUUUGAUGGGGUCUCCAUCAUCACCCCCGCCCCGCCCGACAGCGGCUACCACAGUGGGUUCGCGAGUCCAAGCAGCCGCUGUGGAAGAGAAAACCGGCCUAGUGCCGGAUCGACGCGCGGCGUCAUCAUUCUGAGUCUCAUAUCCUCUUGUUCUCAUCGUACGCAGGCGCAGAGCCCCGCCCCAAUCGCGCCUGUGCCGACCGUGCCUGGAACCCUGACGUCUGCAUACUACUCUGCGUCUGCCAUGCCCUCAGAGGCGUCGUCGCCGACGACCGCGACGCACCACGCGCACCCUCUGCGCUCGCUUCCUACCUCUCCUGCACCGACCUCGUUCCCGAACUCACCCGCGGCACCCCAGCCAAUGAUCAUUACCAUCCUUGCCCCGCUCGUCUCGCACCCGCCCUCGCACAAGGCAGCAGCCAAGCGCCUGCCUUUCCUCUCCUACAUGGUCCUCCUCUCCUCCACCCCUCCGGCACUGUUCCGCUACCCUCCCGUCAUCGGUCUCACACAGGCGCUGUACGCUGCGAGCUCAAGUGCGGGCAGCGUUCACGCUGCUAGCGUCAUGGAGCAAGACAUAGCGAGUGAGAUCGUGGACGACGUGGGCGGGGAGUGGGAGCACAAGGGGCUGAGGAGGGGGCUGGAGGAGCGACUCAAGGUACUGAACUCGAGUUCGCCGCCGGUCAUGCCCGCGAUAUCGGGGCGGGCGUAAUGACUAGGCUGACGCUUACGACUUGCGACGCCGGUGAUGUUCAUGCUUUCGAUCUU